CUGCCUGCCAAACAUACCGCAGGCAGCAUCACCAUAAGAGUGGAAAGACACUGGAGUCCCAAAAAUCCAACCUGGGCCACAACUGAGUGUCUAGCAACAGCAGUCUGCAUGAAGCACAGGUGUGGAUCAAGGAAUAUAUAGUAACUUGAAAAAGAAGUCUGUAAUACACAGUCCAAGAGACAAAAAGAUCAAUUGUUAAAGCAGACAUGCCUCAUUUCUUGGACUGGUUUGUACCAGUGUAUCUGAUGAUCUCCAUUCUCAUCUUGGUGGGCUUUGGAGCUUGCAUAUACUACUUUGAGCCAGGGCUACAGGAGGCACACAAAUGGCGGACCCAGAGGCCAAUCAUGGAUCGAGAUCUUCGGAAAACCUUGAUGAUACGAGAUAACCUUGCAUUUGGGGUCCCUGAAGUCUAGUGCUCUGCUCACUCAGACCUGUGAAAGUACCUACAACAAAGUCAUUUUUCUGGUUGAAGUAACAAAAUACUCUGUGAUUUGCCUAGAUCAGUUUCUGGCUGCAAGUAACAUGAUUGAUCCAUAAUUUCAUCUUUGAGAAGAAGGGUCU
Heteronotia binoei (common prickly gecko) is the source of this 561-nucleotide messenger RNA. RefSeq names its product small integral membrane protein 45 (gene SMIM45). The record is from RefSeq and is a predicted model, not a curated record. Bases 207 to 413 code for a protein of 68 amino acids. The transcript has 3 exons. Lineage: Eukaryota; Metazoa; Chordata; Lepidosauria; Squamata; Gekkonidae.